This is a messenger RNA of Lucilia cuprina (Australian sheep blowfly), 2076 nucleotides long. RefSeq names its product putative ammonium transporter 2 (gene Amt). Gene Ontology annotation, biological process: ammonium homeostasis; ammonium transmembrane transport. Gene Ontology annotation, molecular function: ammonium channel activity. The transcript has 6 exons. The record is from RefSeq and is a predicted model, not a curated record. Bases 77 to 1840 code for a protein of 587 amino acids. NCBI's taxonomy places the organism in Eukaryota, Metazoa, Arthropoda, Insecta, Diptera, Calliphoridae. Gene Ontology annotation, cellular component: membrane.
ACUGACAAGUUGUCUUUAAAGUAAAAGCUUAAGAGUUUAUCUUAAGUUAGGAAAAACAACCUACAAACUAAGUAGGAUGACCUCAAAGGUCAUCAAUGUUACGGCCUCCCAGCAGACGGCCUUAAAGGGUAUUGUACGUAAUAGCAGUUAUGUUAUUCCCGGUCUAUACGAUCUCAGUACCGAGGAUACAAAUUGGGUGUUGACAUCUUCUUUCAUUAUAUUUACCAUGCAAACAGGUUUCGGUAUGCUCGAAUCCGGUUGUGUAUCCAUUAAAAAUGAGGUCAAUAUAAUGAUGAAAAACGUUAUCGAUAUAGUAUUGGGCGGCUUUACAUAUUGGCUUUUUGGCUAUGGCAUGAGCUACGGACGAGGUCCUCUCUCCAAUCCAUUUAUAGCUAUUGGUGACUUUCUACUCGAUCCACCGGUGGAUGAUCCUUUAAUGGGUCAAAUAUUUGCAGCAUUUCUAUUUCAAUUAUCAUUUGCCACCACCGCCACAACUAUAGUAAGUGGAGCAAUGGCGGAACGCUGCAAUUUUAAAGCGUAUUGUUUGUUUUCAUUGUUAAAUACCAUCAUCUAUUGUAUACCCAGUGGUUGGGUGUGGGGCGAACAUGGUUUUCUUAACAAUUUGGGUGCUGUUGAUAUAGCGGGCAGUGGUCCUGUGCAUUUAAUUGGUGGUACUGCUGCGUUUGCUUCCGCUGCCAUGCUGGGACCCCGUUUGGGUCGCUAUGCCGAUGGUUAUGAUCCCCUGCCAUUGGGUAAUCCGGUGAAUGCUUGUAUGGGUUUGUUUGUUUUAUGGUGGGGUUGGUUGGCUUUUAAUUCAGGCAGUACUUAUGGUGUUAGCGGCUCAAAAUGGCAAUAUGCAGCUAGAGCUGCCGUCAUGACCAUGAUGGGUUCUUUUGGUGGUGGCAUUAUUAGUUGCGUUUACUCCCUUUGGCGCCAUGAUGGUCGUUUGGAUAUAAUAGAUUUAAUAAAUGGUAUUUUGGGUUCUUUGGUGUCUAUAACAGCCGGCUGUUUUUUGUAUAGAGCCUGGGAAGCUUUGCUAAUUGGUUUAUUGGGUGCUUUACUGUGUGUCUUAACGAUGCCUUUAUUUGAUCGCUUAGGUGUAGAUGAUCCUGUGGGUGCCAGUUCAGUUCACGGUGUAUGCGGCAUUUGGGGAGUUAUUGCAGUGGGUUUAUUUGCUGACAAUCCCAUACCUUUAGAAACUACUAAAGGUCGUUCGGGCCUGUUCAAAGGUGGCGGCUGGUAUUUAUUGGGUAUUCAAUCUCUUUCCGCUCUAUGUCUCACCUGCUGGGGUAUUUGUUCAACUUUUCUACUCCUAUAUAUAGUCAACAAAAUCGUACCCAUUCGCAUGGAUCCUAAUGAAGAACUGUUGGGUGCCGAUUUAAUGGAACAUCGCAUACGUCAUUCUCAGAUAGGCCUAUCACGAGCUAUUUCCGCUUUGGCACCCAUUAAAAUUGAUCUCAAUGGAGUGGCCGGUGUCCAACCGAUAGGUUUAAAUCCUGGUCAUGAAAAAUCUUUAGCCCAACUCCGGGCGGCCGAUGAUAAAUUACAACAAUGGCAAAGUUAUCUACACCAGAUGGGUCCUCAUAUACCUAAACCUUUUCACAAUGCUGGAGACGAGGAUCAUCUGUUUAAGCCCAACAUUAAAUCGCCCCUGAAAAGGAAAGGCAGCCUGAACAAUGUUUUUAGCAGAAAAUUGAAAACAGUUCACAUUAAUAGUCAGGCGGCAACGGAUGUGGGUCCUGGUUUUUACAAACCCAAUAAUAAUGAGUUGUCCGUAAUAUCGAAUAAAAAAUACGAUGAUGAUCAGAAUAAGGAUACAAAUUUUGCAUGGUUGGAUUAAGAAACGAACGUAAGACUUAAUGAUUUGAAAUUGUUUAAUUUUUAAGCACUUAAAUGAAUAAUUAAUAAAUACACUUCGACUUGUAUAAAGAAUUCGUUUACUUUUCAAAGCGGGAAAUAAAAUCCAGUGUUGUCAUUGUAUGUAUGUAUUUUCAGAAAAGUUGACGUUUUUACUUUUAGAAAUAAGUGUUUAUGAAGAUUUCUUUGGAUGAAUUGUAUCCAUAAUAGAAAAGUUUA